UGUGUAAGGUGCGGGGCCGGUUAGUGUGGGCCGGGACGCGCUAUUCGGCCGGAUGGGUGGCGAGUGGUGUGUUGACUCCCUCUCCUGCCUCUUCCCCACGUGGCGGCCUCUGUAGCGAGUCUGACGGGAGGAGCGACGCGCGAAGAAAUAUAGUAAGAAACAGUGCAGUGAGACAAGUUGUAGCUCAGCGUCGGUUGGCCCUGAACUAUCACGAAACAGUUCAGAGGACCUCGCGUGCUCGAUGUGACUUUGUUGCAUCAAAUUGCGGCGGUCACGAACUCUUCGGAAUCAACCAGCCCGAUUUACUCUCCCUCCAGCUGCGUCUGAGCUAAUGGGAAAGCUGCGGUGCCCCUCGUGGGCCGGCUGAGUGUUACUAUUGAGGUGCGGCGCGGCGGCGAGGUCAGUCUAGCCGCAAGACGCAAACUGGACUUCCGAUAUUGAUAGGAAACAUUACUUCCUCAAAGGGCGAGGCCAAACAAUGGACUGGAGCAAGAUGAGGAUACCAGGCACCUCCGGACACACACUCCACCUUCUCCUCCAACAGGACAAGGAGGAGAGGAGUGGGGGAGCAACAACGGCAGCGUGUUUGUGGUUCUCCUCGCGAUAUUUGCGAUUCCUUAUCGACGGAGCAGGUGGACUGGGUGUCAGCUGGGACUGGCACAAGUGGUGGACCUAUGAUGGAAUCUCAGGCCCUCAAUUCUGGGGACUUAUUAACCCGGAGUGGUCGCUGUGCACUAACGGGCGGCGGCAGAGUCCCGUCAACCUGGACCCCGCCACGCUACUCUACGACCCCAACCUGCGCCAGCUGCACGUUGACAAGCACCGGGUGAGCGGGAUAAUCAACAACACGGGGCACAGCGUGGUGUUGACCCUGGGCGGCACCAGUCACCACCAUCCCCCCAUCAACAUCACGGGCGGGCCCCUAUCCUACAGGUACCAGGUGAGCCACGUGCAGCUUCACUUUGGGGCAGCGGAUCACGUGGGCUCCGAACACACCAUCAACGGCACCGCCUUCCCUGCUGAGCUGCAAGUGUACGGAUUUAACGCUCAACUGUUCAGCAACUUCUCCGAAGCAGUGAACAAGGCGCACGGGGUGGUGGCCAUCUCAGUGCUGCUGCAGGUGGGUCUCCAGGGACACCCGGGACUCAGACCACUGACAGACGCCGUGCAGAGGGUCCAGUGGGCGGGGACAUCGUCGGAGGUGACUAGGGUGGGCGUGCGGUCCUUACUCCCAGACUCCCACCACUAUAUCACUUACGACGGGUCACUCACGCAGCCCCCUUGCCACGAGACCGUCACCUGGAUCCUGGUGAACAAGCCUGUCUACAUCACAAAGCAGCAGCUGCAUGGGCUUAGGCAAGUGCAGCAGGGCAGUAAGGACAUGCCCAAGGGUCGCAUGGUGAACAAUUACCGGCCAGCGCAGCAGAUGUACCACCGACCAAUUAGAACCAACAUUGACUUCACCAACAGUCGCCAGCUGCACUGUCCUUCCAUGGCGCCUCAGAUGUACUACACAGCCAAUAAGUGGAGGUAAUGGAGCCACCGUCCCCUUCUCCCUCCACCUCGAUCCCCCACCGCCCCCCGCCGCCCCCACGUCUGACAAUGGGGGCCGAAACACGUGAUGAUCCACCCUCAACCGACCCACGCUCCUCUAGGCGAUAUAGUGCUUGAAGAAAACGAGGUAACUGAAGUAACCGUGGCUGGGAGACUGUAGAAAAGUGAAAAAAAAAAAGAAAAUGGUGCGAAGACAAGAAAUGCUCAUUAUUUUUUUAAGAAUUAAUUUUAAAGGUACUGAAAAUGAAUGUGCUGGAGGAAAAUGAAAUACAAGAUUGAUUUAUGAUGUGUAUGGGAAGAAAAUGAACCGUCAGUGGAAGGAGAAACUGAUCAAUAUUAGAAAGAAAAAAAUAUUGACGGUAAAACUGCAAGACAAUAUCGCGCAAUGUGCAAAGUGGGCGUCGUAAAGCGACAAGUGGCGUCAUAAAGCGAGAAGUGACGUCAUAAAGCGUAAAGUAGUGCCGUAAAGUAACGCAAACAAUCACUGUCACGUCACUGGACGGCAUCUGAGAGUGUGAUAUAGUGACAUGGUGAUGAGGCAGUGAGUGACCAGAUGACGCGUGUGACUUGAGAAGAAGGAAGCGUGAGGAGCGAGUGAGGGACUUUCCGAGCAGUUCCCAGCCGUUCUCAUUAGCAGCACCAAAACGCAGUGACCGUCUCUUCAGUGUUACCGGAACCAAGCUUUAUAGACUUAUACUUCAUGUUGCCACUCAGCGGAACAAGGUCUCCUCGUGGGCUUCUCCUCAGUGUUACUAGGACAAGUAGCACACCACAUAUCAGUGUUAACAAUCACUCUACUCUGAGAUAGGGCAAGUGUGUUCCAAGUGCCAGUUCUUGAUAAGGGUAUGAAGAUUUCCGUGUGUGAGGGUCAGAUGGAAUAAAGUUAACGUGUCCAGUGCUGCCUGGGAUUGAUAGGCGUUUGUGUGUGACGAGAAGUGAGGCUUAGGAUGAGAAGGUAGUGUGCGAGUGUUGCCAGGAUGGAUAUGGAUGUGAUCACGGGUGCCAAACACUGAACAUUCCUGAUACGUAGAAAGCCAUUCACCACCACCACCAUCACCACUACCACCACCAUACCACAGUAACACCAUCACCAACACUGGUUAUGCAUACGGCCACUAACACAACCACAGCUUACAAUGCAACAAGCACCAUGAACACCAUCCAUCUACACACCUACUAGCGCCGCAGACCCGCCGACACCACCAGCGCCAUCACCGCCACCACCACUCGGGGUAAUCACAAAAGCCUUCCAGAAAACCCUCCAAGAAAACAAAUGACUCUCGUCAGUCACUCCAGAAAUGCCACGAAGAACACAGGAUUUGCGAAUGACUUUAGGAUGCCGAGGAGGAGGAGGAGGAGGAGGAGGAAGAGGAGGAGGAGGAGGAGGAGGAGGAGGAGGAGGAGGAGGGAAUAAGAAAAGGAGGCGGAAGGACAGAGGCACCCAACUAUAUUUUACAUGUGACUCUGCGCUCCCGUCAUCCAAUUUUCUUCCUCCCCUUCCCCCGCAUGGAAGAAAAAAAGAAGUGUGAUUUUUUAUAUUCCAACGUGAACUCUGAAGGAAUGGCUUAGCGGGGACACAAACGCACGCACGCAUAAACACGCUUACUUACACACGCACACACAUACACACGACACACACUGUCAUCCCAAAAGUAUUCUCUCUCUCUCUCUCUCUCUCUCUCUCUCUCUCUCUCUCUCUCUCUCUCUCUCUCUCUCUCUCUCUCUCUCUCUCUCUCUCUCUCUCUCUCUCUCUCUCUCUCUCUCUCUCUCUCUCUCUCUCACGCACACACCUUCCUCCACUACUCGCCCACCUGUCGACUCGAAGGAAAAGACUCAAAGGCUGAAAUAUUGAGGAACCAGACCCAAUUCUGACGCUAGAGAGGAGGAGGUGAGACGUGAAUGCAUGGCGGGAGAAGCAGCAGAAGUAAGAGGAGAAGGAAGGAGGAAGAGGAGGAGGAGGAGGAAGAGGAGGAGGAAUCGGACGAGAACGAGGACGAGGACGAGAGAGAGAUGCGUCAGGCGCCUUGCUGUUUGCUUGGCAUGUUUGUUUCCUUGUUUAUACAGCUCUGUUCCCUUUGCUCUCACUUCCCUUUCCUUCUCCCUUUCUCUCUCUCUCUCUCUCUCUCUCUCUCUCUCUCUCUCUCUCUCUCUCUCUCUCUCUCUCUCUCUCUCUCUCUCUCUCUCUCUCUCUCCGUAAGCCUUCAGUAGAGUAUGUAUGAAAGGAAUGAUCAGUCGGUCUGCGCUCAUUUAAAAAUCUGCACAAAUAGAACAGAGAGAGAGAGAGAGAGAGAGAGAGAGAGAGAGAGAGAGAGACUUUUCUGUCAUUCACAAUAAAAUAUUAUCAAAUGAACACACAUUAGGAAAGUCGCUAAGAAUUAUGUGCAAGACCAUCAUGUGAUUUAUUAGAGUUUGGUCACGCAAAACAAACCGUCACUUUAGAUUACCGUAAAAAAAAAAAAAGAGAAAAUGGGAGUAAUUCAUCCAGCCAACACGACUUGGGGGGAGAGAGAGAGAGAGAGAGAGAGAGAGAGAGAGAGAGAGAGAGAGAGAGAGAGAGAGAGAGAAUAAGCGCGGACGGGCUUGCCUGGUCAUAUUAAGUUUAGUGAAAUUAAUUAUCUCCUGUCUGUCUCUCUGUCUCUCUCUCUCUCUCUCUCUCUCUCUCUCUCUCUCUCUCUCUCUCUCUCUCUCUCUCUCUCUCUCUCUCUCUCUCUCUCUCUCAACACGAAAAGACGCCUCCACACACCACUCGCCGCGUCUCACCUGCCGCAUCUCCCGUCAUUAGGCCAAGAUUACAGGUGUGCUGGACCUUAAGUCACCUGACGUAUUCGUAAUUACCUGCACGUCUGCCUUGUCGCCGCGGCACCCCAGCGUUACCAAGCCAGGCGCACUCCCCUUACCCCCGCACGUCGCUUCCCCUAUCCUUCCUGCCUUCUUCCUUUCCUCCUCCUCCCCUGGCACUAUUUCACUCCCUCUCUCACGUCCUCGCUUCUUUUUUCACUUAAUAGGAACCUGUAACCUUUCUUCUUAUACACCAGUGCUUUCAUUUUCAUACAUUAUUAUCUUCCUUCACGCUGGUGCAUAUUAAAUGAAUGCGUAUUUUUUUUUUUUUUUUUUUUACUCGUUGCAAAAGAAACUUCUCAUUUAUUUUAUUAGACCGUGUUAUUUUUUUUUUCUGUUUGUUUCUUGUUAUAUAUGAGAAAAAAAAAAAAAAAGCGGAGGUGAUGGCGCGCUGGUAAUGGAUGGCAAUUACCUAUACUCAGGCGUGCUCUGUAAUCAGGUUGUUAGCGCCGAGUCAGAAUGGAGCCUAAAAAAAAAAAAUAAUAAAUAAAUAAAUAAAAUAAAAUAAAAUAAAAUAAAUAAAUAAUAAAAAGAAGUCAAGUUCAUGAUAGGGACGUAACUUAGGUAGAGAUAUCUAAUACAGAGGCUUCCAAAUGGUGACCUGAUGUCUUAUUCACGCUUUUAUUAUGUCUUUUUUUUUUUUUUUUAAGGGGAAUGACAAGUGAAUGAUUGAUUCUAAGUAAGAAGCCGCUGCAGGAUUUUCGGGCACAGCUGAACAGGAAGGAUUCUCAUAAAAGGAAAGCUAAGGAGUUAAGAAGUCUAUGUAGAAUCAUUAUUUGCGGGAGUCGCAGUGAAUGAAAGGAAAAGGAAUGAAAAUUGGGGGAGAAAAAGCUGCAGAAUUUUACGUCCAAGAGCAACGUGAGAUAAGCCCUGAAAUCUUGCUGCAAUAAAAGAUAAAACCAAAUGAGGGAGUAAAAAUAGAUUCUCUCUCUGUCUCUCUCUCUCUCUCUCUCUCUCUCUCUCUCUCUCUCUCUCUCUCUCUCUCUCUCUCUCUCUCUCUCUCUCUCUCUCUCUCUCGACUUAGAAGCAGAUUAGAUGCACAUAAAUAUCAACAUAUCAGAGCUUACAAACACACACACACACACACACACACACACACACACACACACACACACACACACACACACAUAUACGCGAGCGCUAUAUAACUAUAUGGGAAAUGAAAAAUGAAAAAGGAGGAGAAGGAGGAGGAGGAAGUGAAGCCAAAACAAAUUACUGGUAGUCGUGAUGGUGGCUGUAAUGGUGCUAGUGGUGAUGAAGGUGGCGCAAAUAGAAAUGAUGGUGUUAGUGGUGGUAGUGGUGGUGGUGGUGGUGGUGGAAGUAGAGGACGACAAGACAAUUCAUCAUCAUAAGAGGGAGUAGAAUCAGAGGGGCGAGUUUUUACUGUGUUAUGCUAGAUGUGAGUGAGGUGCUAUUUCCUUAACUGCCUACCUGGUGGCCUCGAGAGUCGCAAUGGAAGGCGUGAGGGAAACUAAAGUAAACGCAGCAACACAGGAAACGAGGUCAUGAUGUAGCAGGGGUGACCUUAUACUCUCUUGCAAGGAACACGUGAAGGAGGACAAAUCAGGUUACGAAGGUGUAUUAAUAUUAAGGAAGAAAGAAGAAGGAAGAUAUGAUAUUAGGAGUCAAAUGAAGUGAGUGUUUGAAAAAAAGAGAAAGAAAAGAUUGCCAGUAAAAAUGUCCAUUCUUUCAGUGAGUUUAGAAGUGUAAUGAAGUGUAAUGAAACCAUUCCUGGAUAAGUUAUUAAGUCGGCAACAGAAAAAUUAAAAAACGAGAAUGAAAAGAAGUGUGGCGAGGAGAAUUUAUCGGCCAUUGAGACUCAUUCCAUUGUGUGAAGGAAGAAAAACUCUCAACUCACACAAGAUUAUUCCAUUGUGUGUGUGUGUGUGUGUGUGUGUGUGUGUGUGUGUGUGUGUGUGUGUGUGUGUGUGUGUGUGUGUGUGUGUGUGUGUGUAGAUCUUCCUUGUGCGUGUAUUCGUCUUCCUUUUCUCAUUUUUCCUCCUCUUACUUCUUCUCCUCCUCCUCCUCCUCCUCCUCCUCCUCCUCCUCCUCCUCCUCCUCCUCCUUCUCCUCCUCCUUCUCUUUCAACAUGCAAUAGGUCGGGUCAGUUCUCUCUACGUUACCAGAUGUGAUAUAAUACCUAGGGUGGUUGUUCCUACUUUAUUAUUCUCUCUCUCUCUCUCUCUCUCUCUCUCUCUCUCUCUCUCUCUCUCUCUCUCUCUCUCUCUCUCUCUCUCUCUCUCUCUCUGAG
This is a messenger RNA of Scylla paramamosain (green mud crab), 6643 nucleotides long. RefSeq names its product carbonic anhydrase-related protein 10-like. The transcript is spliced from 9 exons. Gene Ontology annotation, molecular function: carbonate dehydratase activity; zinc ion binding. Lineage: Eukaryota; Metazoa; Arthropoda; Malacostraca; Decapoda; Portunidae. The record is from RefSeq and is a predicted model, not a curated record. The coding region runs from base 479 to 1534 and encodes 351 amino acids.